Scophthalmus maximus (turbot) is the source of this 559-nucleotide messenger RNA. RefSeq names its product interferon alpha-inducible protein 27-like protein 2A. Bases 104 to 391 code for a protein of 95 amino acids. Gene Ontology annotation, biological process: apoptotic signaling pathway. The transcript has 4 exons. The record is from RefSeq and is a predicted model, not a curated record. NCBI's taxonomy places the organism in Eukaryota, Metazoa, Chordata, Actinopteri, Pleuronectiformes, Scophthalmidae. Gene Ontology annotation, cellular component: membrane; mitochondrion.
AGUUUCGUUUCUCCAAAAGUGACCCGCCUCUGAUAUAAAGCCCUGAGCUGCUGUCGCUGCUGCGCACAAUCUCCAUCCGAGGUCCACACCAAGUCGAGGGAGAAUGGGUAUAUUGACAGGUUUGGCCAUCGCUGCCGGGGCAGGUGGCGCAGUGGUGGCUGCUCCGGUUGUCCUGGGGGCCAUAGGGUUCACCUCACUGGGGAUAGCCGCAGGCUCCUACGGCGCAGCCAUGAUGUCGUCCGCGGCAAUCGCCAACGGAGGAGGCGUGGCAGCCGGAAGCGCGGUGGCCAUUUUGCAGUCAGCAGGUAUGGCCGGUCUGUCAUCAGCCGCCACUGCAGCCGUGGCCGGAGCUGGAGGAACAGUGGGAGGAUUGCUGGCCAUACUCAUCUGACACCAAGUGAUACUUUGGCCAUUCACUAAUUGUGUGAAUGAAGUAGAUAACUCGCUAAAGCAGAACUUAUGUGCAUCGAAGUGAAAUGUGAGGGCAACUUAUAUUACAUUGUCAAGUUGCUCAAACUUUCACUUGAACAAUUCUUAAAUAAAAUGCUUUUGAAAAGUA